AGUCUGGGAAGGAAACUGACUUCUGCCUUCAGAUUGGCAGUCUCCUCCAGAAACCAUCAGAAGACAUGAAAAGCCCAAAGCUCCCGGCAGAAUCCCCAGUUAGACCCUGAGCCUGAAGUCGGAGUCCUAGAACAGAUUACCUACUCCUCUGUAGGACACCUCCCUUGGGGGUGGGACAUUUGGUCCAAAGGGCCUCCAGAACUUCCCCAUUGGUAGCCCAGGUCAGAAGCUUCCCCAUCACAGCUGCCUCACUUGCUGCCAGUACAACAGCCCCGAUUGCUUCCAAGCCUUGAGGCACAGGGAGGCCCGGGCGGCUCCGCUCAGGACAGCGUUGUGGAGCAAUUGCAGGGAUCCAAGUCAGAUCAUCUGACAAGCGUCGAGUGCUUUUGCUGACAGAAUCAUCUCCCCAACUGCUGGUGAGGCUUUAGAGUCCACUGGCCCAAGAUCAUUUCAUUAUUCCCUGGGGCGGCGUCCAGUGUCCAGCUCUGCUGCCUGGUUGAACUGCCCUGCUUAAAACAGCUGAAUGGUAAGGUAGACCCACUUGGAGCCUCUGGAGUAGGGAGAGUCGGACCCUGGCUGCAGGAAAUCCUUUGAGAUCCUAGCAGAGGGAGGUCACAGCUACCUAGCUCAGGUGUCCCCGCAGGAGAAAAGUUAGCAUCCUGGAUUAAGUUGACCUCAAAAUGGGAGAAUUCAAUGUGGAGAAUUUCAACAUUGAAUAUUUCUUCAGUGGCGAGAUUGAGAAUUACAAUUAUAGCUCUGACCUGCCCCCCAUUCUGCCAGAUGCUGCCCCAUGCCGCGACCCAGAGAGCCUAGAAAUCAACAAAUAUGCCGUGGUUAUCGUAUAUGUCCUGGUAACCCUGCUGAGCCUUCUGGGAAACUCCCUGGUGAUGCUGGUCAUCUUAUACAACCGGAGUUCCUGCUCUGUCACCGACGUCUACCUGCUGAACCUGGCCAUUGCCGACCUGCUCUUUGCUCUGACCUUGCCUGUCUGGGCUGCGUCCAAGGUGAAGGGCUGGACUUUCGGCAUACCCAUGUGCAAGAUAUUCUCAUUCGUGAAGGAAGUCACCUUCUACAGUAGUGUCCUGUUACUAGCCUGUAUCAGCAUGGACCGCUACCUGGCCAUCGUCCAUGCCACAAGCACACUGAUCCAGAAGAGGCACUUGGUCAAGUUCGUAUGCAUAACCAUGUGGAUACUGUCCAUAUUUGUGUCCCUGCCCACCUUAAUUCUGCGUAGUACCGUCAUGACGAACUCCUUAACCCUAGUCUGCUACGAAGAUGCAGGUAACAACACAACCAAGUUGAGGAUGGUAUUGCGCUUCCUGCCUCAGACCUUCGGCUUCCUCCUGCCACUGCUGAUCAUGUUGUUCUGCUACGGGUUCACACUGCGCACGCUCUUUAAGGCCCACAUGGGGCAGAAGCACCGGGCCAUGCGGGUCAUCUUUGCCGUUGUGCUUGUGUUCCUGCUUUGCUGGCUGCCCCACAAUCUGGUCCUGUUCGCAGACACCCUCAUGAGGACCAAGCAGAUCCAGGAGACUUGCGAGCGCCGCAAUGACAUUGACAGGGCCUUGAAUGCUACCGAAAUCCUUGGCUACCUGCACAGUUGCCUUAACCCCAUCAUCUAUGCGUUUAUUGGCCAGAAGUUUCGCUAUGGACUCCUCAAGAUCAUGGCUACUCACGGCCUUAUCAGCAAGAAGUUCUUACCCAAGGAGGGCAGGCCUUCAUUUGUUGGCUCUUCUUCAGGGAACACCUCCACUACUCUCUAAGUCUGUCCACCUAAACUGUAGCCAUUCAAGGUUCUUUCUUGUCCACCAGCAUGGCUCAUGUACGCAGACUGUGGUAUCUGAAUUGAAUCACCCACACACAUUUCAAAGGUACAGGGCGACAGAGGUUACAUUUUUACCAGAGCCCCCACUGCAAAGUUUAGAACCCCUACCCUGGCUGUUCACUCCCUCCAUAUUGUAUGCCUAAUGAUACAUUUGGUCCAUCCUAACACUGGACCCCAAAUAAUCUUUUCUAAGAAGCACAAAUUAGAGUUAGAGUGAGAUACUUCCUCCUACCCAUCAGAGUCCUUACCUGUAAAAGGAAGAGGUAGAGGAGAAGAAGAGAAAAUAGCAAGUGUUAUUAAGGAAGUAGAGAAAGGGAAAGUGUUUGCCUUACUGGUAGACCUGAAUGGUAUCCCAGCACAGUGGGACACAGCAUAUCACUUUCCUUAAGACAUUAAAUAUAGAACUAUCACAUAAUCCAUCAAAUUCACCUCUAAGUAGAUACCCAAAAGAAUUGGAAGCAAGGGCUCAGAUGUUUGUAGGUUGAUACUAACAGCAGCAUUAUUCAAAAGACUCAAAAGUCAAAACAACUAAAAUGACGGCCCACAAAUAAAUGGGUAAAUUACACAUGGUGUGUGCACACAGCAGGAGACCAUCCCACAGUGAGAAGGAGCAAGAAACUGACCUAUAUUGCCUCAUGAAUGAGCCUUGAAAACAUGCUUCCACGUGGAAUAACAAGACCCCAAAGACAAACGUUGUACGUUCACACUUAAAAAGUGCCAAGAGUAAUCAGAUAGUGAAGACUUGGGGCUGGGUGAUGGAGGGUGGGGCACUUGUGUUGGAUGGCACAGCUCCAGUCUGGGGCGACGGAAGAGCCCUGGCCCCUGUGCAGCAGUGUGAAAGUGCUCACUGCCAUUGCAUUAAAAGAAAAAAGUUAAAAUGAAAGCUAGGUAUUGUUUACUGAUGGAGUGCUUACUUAACGUUUCUGUGAACUCAGGCUUGAACUCUAGGGCCUCAACCAGUGCGGGGCGGGGGAGCUAAAAUGGUCAUUUUUGUUAUAUAUGUUUUACGUCAGUUUAUCAAAAAAAAAUCUAAGUCUACUUUAACCACUGAACGAAUGCAGAACUAUGUACAUUAUAAUUUCUUAUAAAGUGUGAUCAUUAAAUGCCUUUUUAAAACUA
This is a messenger RNA of Myodes glareolus (Bank vole), 2944 nucleotides long. The record is from RefSeq and is a predicted model, not a curated record. Lineage: Eukaryota; Metazoa; Chordata; Mammalia; Rodentia; Cricetidae.